AUGUUUGCUAGAGCUUUAUUCAAUAGUCUGAGAAUUUCCCGCCCAGUUUUUGUAAGGUCAUCUGUCUUUACUAAACCAUGUACUCUUCCAUUGGUUAGAUCACUUUCCACCGAAAUUAAAAACGCUAUAGAUAAGGCGGUUAGCUCAUCGAAAGUUGUAUUGUUUAUGAAGGGCACUCCUGAGUUUCCUCAAUGUGGAUUUUCACGAGCUACAAUUCAGAUUUUGGGUCAGGAAGGUGUCGAUCCAGAAAAAUUUGCCGCAUAUAAUGUUUUAGAGGACCCUGAAUUAAGGGAUGGUAUCAAAGAAUAUAGCUCGUGGCCAACAAUUCCUCAAUUAUACGUUAAUAAGGAAUUCGUUGGAGGCUGCGAUAUAGUGAUGUCUAUGGCGCAGUCGGGGGAACUCGGUGAAUUGUUGGAAGCAAGUGAUUGUCUUAUUCCAGAAGAUGAGCCAGAACAAAGCUCUGCAAACGUAAAGCCUAGCGAUAGAUCAUGA
Priceomyces carsonii is the source of this 492-nucleotide messenger RNA. Its product is annotated as monothiol glutaredoxin. Lineage: Eukaryota; Fungi; Ascomycota; Pichiomycetes; Serinales; Debaryomycetaceae. Gene Ontology annotation, cellular component: mitochondrial matrix. The record is from RefSeq and is a predicted model, not a curated record. The transcript is spliced from 2 exons. Bases 1 to 492 code for a protein of 163 amino acids.